Molecule: messenger RNA, 5856 nt
Organism: Acanthopagrus latus (yellowfin seabream)
Lineage: Eukaryota; Metazoa; Chordata; Actinopteri; Spariformes; Sparidae
Gene: ddhd1b
Product: DDHD domain containing 1b
Exons: 13
Coding region: 335-2938 (867 amino acids)
Cellular component (GO): cytoplasm
Molecular function (GO): glycerophospholipase activity; metal ion binding
Source: RefSeq, a predicted model, not a curated record
ACUUUGACGUGAUGGAGCAACGGAGAUUACCAUCCUAGCUAGUGCCGUGCAUUGAUUAUUCCUGUAUUUAUGUAUAUAAAAAAAGCAGUAAUAUGAGCGGGAGUGUGUACAGGCAGGAGAGCGGAGGGUAUAGUGUUACAUGUCGCUUAAACUGUUCGGAUGAUUGCGAUUUAAAUCUGUAGCUAUGGUGUUGUUGGGGGUCAGGACAGCUCGGCAUACAGAUGUUACCAGCUGGGAAGAAAGAAACCGUUAAUCUGGUCUAACAGUCUGACGGCAUCGUUGCGAUUUCUUUUAAUAUUUUAAUUUAUCGAGUCGAUUCACUUGCGGCCGAACCAUGAGCAAUAUGAAGGAGAAACCGACUAUCCGCCAACAGAGCUCGGAGAAUAACUCUGUCAGCAGUAGUGAAUGGGAUAUGGCAAAUGAUGUGUUUGUGUCCGGCUACGACGACAAUCCGAUGGGAGACAGCGCUGCUGCGGGGGACAGGGACCCGGCGCAGCACGGCUUGGAAAGACACCUGCCGCUGUUACGAGGGGACUCGCUGUCCCCGGAUGGCAUGAUGCUGGGCCUUGCCGGGGAGGAAUAUUCGGGCUCAUCAUACCUGUCCAUCGAGCCAAACUACACCGAAAGUGACGGGAACGUCACAACCAAGAAGCGCAUACGGUCCAACAGCUCCCGGCACCGUGGCGAGGUCGUCACGGAGCUUGGACCAGAGGAGGUCAGGUGGUUCUACAAAGAGGACAAGAGAACGUGGAAGCCAUUCGUCGGACACGAUUCCUUAAAAAUCGAGAUCGUCUAUAGGAGAUUCUGUGAGCAGAACCCGGACAAGGUCAAACACCCGGCCAAUCCCGCCGAGGCCGAGGGCAAGGAUGCUGCCAGGUCCGGCGAGAUCCAGCCGGAGAGCGGGGCGGUGGACGGUGGAAGUGUCCCGGCUGAGACGGCGAUGCUGCGGGGCGGAGGGCAGCGGCGCUCCGUGUCAGUGUCCGAGGAGAUGAAGGACCCGGACGACGUCCGUAUCAGCGUGGAGGCAGUGUGUGUCAGAGGGGGGCUGUAUGAAGUGGAUAUCAGGGAGAAGGAAUGCUACCCUGUUUACUGGAACCAGCAAGACCGUAUUCCUGUGAUGAGGGGUCAGUGGUUCAUUGAUGGAUCGUGGCUUCCCCUGGAGGAGGACGAGAGUGACCUCAUCGAGAUUGAGCACCUCGCCCGUUUUCGGGGUCAACAGAUGAGGGACACCUAUGAGAUGGAUGUGGUGACCACCACAGUGGACAGCAAGGACGCUAUCCACAGUCUGAAGCUGAGCAGGAGCCAUGUGGACUGGCACAGUGUGGACGAGGUGUACCUGUACAGCGAUGCCACCACCUCCAAGAUCGCACGCACCGUCACUCAGAAGCUAGGCUUCUCUAAAGCCUCCAGCAGUGGCACACGUCUUCAUCGGGGAUACGUGGAGGAGGCGGCACCUGAGGACACCCCACCUGAAACCACACACAUCGUCUUUGUGGUGCACGGCAUCGGCCAGAAGAUGGACCAGGGCCGCAUCAUUAGGAACACCAGCAUGAUGAGAGACGCUGCCAGGAAGAUGGAGGAGAAGCAUUUCUCUGAUCGCACCACAGAGCACGUGGAGUUCCUUCCUGUGGAGUGGAGGUCAAAACUAGCUUUGGAUGGAGACACGGUGGAUUCCAUCACGCCUGACAAAGUGCGAGGUCUUCGAGAUAUGCUGAACAGCAGCGCCAUGGACAUCAUGUAUUACACCAGCCCUCUGUACAGAGACGAGAUUACCAGAGGUUUGACUCUGGAGCUGAAUCGUCUCUACUCACUCUUCUGCUCACGGAAUCCAGACUUUGAGAAACACGGGAAGGUGUCCAUUGUGUCGCACUCGCUGGGCUGCGUGAUCACCUUCGACAUCAUGACAGGCUGGGACCCGGUUCGCUUUCAUCAUCAAGAAGUGCCAGACCCGGAGGAGACGAAAGUCCGCUGGCCGAAUGACAAGGAGCGCCAUCUUCAGGAGCAGCUGAGACUCACACACCUCAGGUUGAGGGACUUGGAAGAUCAGUUCCAGGGUCUGCAGACCUCAUCUUGUGUAGCAGGACCAGCUUUGAAAUUCAAGGUAGAAAAUUUCUUCUGCAUGGGCUCUCCUCUGGCUGUUUUCUUGGCAUUGCGAGGGAUCCGGCCUGGAAACAAUGGCGUGCAGGACCACAUACUCCCCACAUCUAUCUGCAAACGCCUCUUCAACAUAUUCCAUCCCACAGACCCCGUGGCGUACAGAUUGGAGCCUCUUAUCUUAAAACACUACAAUAACAUUACGCCUGUUCAAAUUCACUGGUAUAACACCACCAGCCCAACACCAUACGAUCAGAUCCGGCCCACACUGCUCAACCUACCAAAGGAAACCACAUCUGUCUCUGACUCAGAGAGCAUCCCCAGCCCCUGCACCUCCCCGCCCCAGGCCCGACGGCACUAUGGAGAGUCCAUCACCAGUCUGGGCAAAGCCAGCAUCAUGGGUGCUGCAAGUAUUGGAAAGGGAAUCGGAGGAAUCCUGUUUUCCCGCUUUUCCCGUUCUAGUGGCCAGGUGGGCGGGCUAGAGGAGGAGCCGUCUGAUUCUGAAGGUGGAGCUUCUGAAGUGGAAAAUGUGGCAUCAGGAGAGGAAGGAGUGACAGUGACAGAGAGUGAGGAGAAGGACAAACAAUUAGAGGAGGAGGGGAAGGAGGAAGAGCCGGCCAUGUCGCAGUCCACCUCAGCUGUCUUGGAUAACACUUCAUUGGAACUGGAGAGACGCAUCGACUUCGAGCUGCGGGAGGGAUUAGUCGAGAGCCGCUACUGGUCAGCCGUGACCUCACACACAGCCUAUUGGUGCUCUUAUGACGUGGCUCUGUUCCUCCUCACCUUCAUGUACAGACCACAAGAGCCCCCCGAAGCUGCAGAGGACAACCCAGACCCCUCAUAACACAAGUCCAGACUGACAUAUGGCUUGGGUCACUUCACUCUCUAGUCACUCCUUUUUGAAAAUAGAAACUCAAAGCCCGAGAUAUGGAACAUUAUGAAACAGACUUCUUCGUUUGCAAUUUUCUUCAUUCAAAUAAAAUAAUUCCCUGCUUCAGCCAUUUUUGUGUGAAGUAUUGAAUAUACGAAAGAUAUUAUUUAACACAUUCUUGAAUAUACACUUAUAUACACUGUCAAAAAUUGGAAUACUCAUUUCAAUUUGAAAUAGUUUACAUUUUGUUGAAAGAUGUGGCAGUCUGUUGUGGGCCAUAAUCUAAAGGGACUUUGGCUGUAAUAAGUUUUUCUGACUUAUGAACAUUUUAUUUUCAUUUGAAUGUCCUACGCGAAGCAGCCAUAAGUGAUAAAUCCGACAUCUAAUUUUGAUUUUAAAAUUGGCCCUGGACCAAUCCAUAUCCUGCUAGUGGGGCAAACUAAAAAUGACUGUUAUAAAGGAGUGACUUGAAAAUGAUGUGACCCGACACAUACGCGAGCACACACAAGCCACUUUCCUGUUUUACACAUGACAUCUCGAUUCCUCCCAGUUGACACAUGCUAACCAGGAUGUGACCUUUGCCCCAGACUGACUGGAUAUCUACUGUGCCCAGACCCAGCCUUCACAGAGGAGCUAACGCUUUAAGCCUUUUCCAUGUUUCCUGGUCUUCUCUAAACAACAACAAGCUGCAUCCUGUUCGGCCGGAUCAGUGACGUCCUGCUGAAGGUUUUCCUCGUCUUUCGGUCUGUGACUCCCCAUGUGCUGGUGAAACUGUAGCCAUAGAGAAGGUGUUUCGUUCCAGGUCUAACCUUGUGCUUGUCAGAAAUCUGUUUAAUAGUUUUGCAUGAUCUCACGCCUCAGAUGAGAACAUUGGUCAUAUUAUAGAGGAGGCUAAAGAGAACUCUUUUCCAACACAGUGCACUACACAGACACUACAUCUUAAAACCUGAAUACUUUACAGAUAAUCAGAAACAGUCGAUAUCUGAGAGAAAGUAGCAUUAAGUGAUUUUUGACCACUAGAGGGCAGAAAACCUCUGAGGCAAAGUUCCUGUAACAGAGCCUUGACACACCAUUGGCUUAUCAUGUGGUUGUUAGCAACAGUUGCCUAACCCUUAUACUAUAUAUACACAAGAGGCAUAGCCUUAGCUGCAUGUUAGCAGAGCAGCAGCAGCUUCAGUCCUCUGUUUCUGGACAGCGCUGAGCGUAGUGGGGCUUUUCCAUCUCCAUUUUUGGCCAUGCAAGUUUGAUUUUCCAUUCCGAGUUUAACGUGUGCAGUUGAGCCGAGCUAGGGAAGGACCCUCUCUGGGGUGGGGCCCCAAGUGCCUGCUCCGACUGCUAGCCAGCUGUGGUGACAUCUCAGAGCUGUAGCCAGCCCAUGCCGACACCCCCAAACCCUCAAACGAGCAUGUGUUGUGAUCCUCAGCUGAUGUAGGAAAGUUUUGAAAGUCUCAGUGUGUUCAGCUCUCAGUGCGUUCAUACCUUCUCACUGAAUUUCUUAUGUUUUAUUCCUGCGUCCCUUUUCGUAUUUUUCACAAAUCUGCUUAAUUUAUUAUUUUCGAGUUCGAGUUCGACUCUUAAAUGACUAUAUGAUAGACAACUUUUACUCUGAAGAAAUGAAUAAUUUUUGUCAUCAAAUUAGCAGAGCUUUGUUAGCGGAAAUGGUGUUUGAUAGCACUGCAGGGAGGAAAAGUACGCAGAGCCACACCAUCGAUCGCUGUUCAGAACAAGCGGUUCAUUUGUUAAAGACACGCCUUUCGAGAAAAGUGAGGUCAGCCCAACACACAAUCUCUGUCCAAAAAAACAGACUUGAAGAAUUAAAACUUGUUUUGGGGUGUGUUUACGUGUAUAUAAUGCAAGUAGCGUCACAUGAGAUCUGCCGUGAAUACCCAGGUAACCAGUGGGGCCACUGGAUGAAAAGAGGGAUUAUAAGUAGCUGGGAUCCUUGUAUUUAAAAUAAUUCAAACCAAAGUCUGAAACUGAAACUAACACAAGGGCUCUGUUUUUGUGAAUCGAGUAUCACGUCCUGCACCCUGUGCAGUCGUGAUGGCACAUUUGUUCAUGAGGUGGGAGGUAGUGAUGGUGAUGGCCAAUCAUAUUUACCGCUUAGAGUUUUUUAAACAAAGGACGCUCCCCUUCAUGAGUUUGGGAAUCUUGUUAGUGUCCUCAGGUGAAACUUACUGUGUGAGACCGGUAGUCGUUCAUGUAUAAAAUCAGCAGUUUAAAUUCACUGCCAAGACCAGAUGAUGCCUCGUUUCAAAGUGAAUUCACUUUGCUGGAUAUGUUUAAGAGCUGACGGUCACCAUGUUAUCCGAUUGUAACAAAAUCAAAUUUUAUUUGUCUUCACAACGCAACAAGGAACUGUAGAAUAAUUGAUCGUAACGGCUGUGUGUGGUGUGCUCGUGAGCAGAGAGCUUUUUUCUUCCUCUACUUUUGGUGGUUAAUUUGCAACAGCCUGGAUCCUGAAAACACAAAAUGAGCAAAAAGGUCUCAGAACUCUGGGCAGUUUCUGCUCUGUUUGCACCCAUCACUACUGCCCUCUGCUGGUACUGCACCUUCAAACACGCCACCCUCACAUGCUGACCUCUAGUGGAGCGGCAGGACUUUUGCAAACAUUUGGCGUGGGAACAUGCUGUUGCAGCCCAUAUAUUGAAUGAGGGGUCUCUUGUAAAAUUGAUACCAUCAUGGCCACUGUGGACAGGAAGAAUGAUUACUGUGAAAAAAAAAUCAUAACGUAUCCUUUGAUAUUAAAAAAAAAAGAAAUCACUUCAUGGAGCUACUUUACUCUCAUAUAAUUUACGAUGUGUCAUAAUAUCAUGUUUACAUUGAUUGAACUGUUGUGUGUGUCAGGAGUGAAGGACACGACAAUCGCAUUUGGGUUAAAAAAAAAAAAA